Molecule: messenger RNA, 2552 nt
Organism: Acanthaster planci (crown-of-thorns starfish)
Lineage: Eukaryota; Metazoa; Echinodermata; Asteroidea; Valvatida; Acanthasteridae
Biological process (GO): cell surface receptor signaling pathway; adenylate cyclase-activating G protein-coupled receptor signaling pathway
Cellular component (GO): plasma membrane
Molecular function (GO): G protein-coupled receptor activity
Source: RefSeq, a predicted model, not a curated record
UCAUCUCCGCAGGAGGCUUUUAACACCGCACUGCGCCCAUGAGAAAUUUUUGUGUACACCAGCUAGAGCAAUUUAGGAACGGAAUUUAACGUGUGCCGUAUUUUGCUAGUGUUUAAAUAACUUGCAAGGCUUGGACUGUGAUCCAGCACCAUCGGAGGUGCAAAGUAGCCACCAGCAACAAAAGAUUCGGACAUGGUAUAGAAUUCCUGCAAUCAUAUUUGGAGCAAAAGGUCGCCGUGUUCGUGGAGCAAAAUCCAAGGAGUUCCAGAAGCGAAAAGACGUUAAGAUCACGGGCGAUACGAGAUUGUCUAGUCUGCUUUUACUGACAGAAACACCAGCAGGGGCAUAAGGAGAUGACACAACGCGCAAACUCUGGGAGAAGUGCAACAUGCCUGUUGCUGGUGGGGCUGUUGGGAGCACUCUUUUGGAAUGGCCAGGGCAAAAGUUGCUCCUCCAAGCUGGACUGUCAGCCAGAGGUGUCCUGCCAUCUGGUGCCUUGGUCCUGCAACAGCAGCGAUGACACCGAGAGCACCACCACGGCCAGUCCCACCACCAACCCCCUCAACACUAGGUGCUGUGUGCACCUGGGCACCUGUGGUGGGGAAGUCGAGGUGGCUGGUUGGGUCAAUGUCCGCAACACCAGUAUCGAGCUUGACGGGGUCUCAUACUCGGCCGAAUGGCUGGACACUUUCAUCACCGAGGGUAACGCUACCCUACCCUCGGUCAUCAAGACUGCCUACGUUGGGUCCUGGAGCACCCUGAAGCAGGCCGACCUGACUUUUCCCUCUCAGAUGUUUGUGGCCGAGCCCACUAACAGCUGCACCGUGGAUGGGGACCCCAAGUGGCCUGAAUGGUACCACGUGACUGUCAACGUUGUUGACAAGGACAAUCCAGAUGACACUCUCGACAUCGAGAAUGAACGCACCAAGGACUGUCUGUGUGACGUGGAGUGGGAUUGCAGGGACAACAUGUGCUGGGUGGAGACACAGAACAUGUCAUUUGGCGGGGCCAACCUGUCCAAGACAAAUCCUGACCUGGAGGAGAAAGUUGCCAAGUUCUGUCGCAGCAGUGACAACGUGACCAUUGCCAACUACACGACUUCUUCCUCCUUUGCCACGGGCUUUGGGCCGGAGCAGUCCCAGAUUGACUCCUUCAAUUUCAACACCAGUGUGGAAGGGGGGUGGGCCCCUGAUCUAGACGACACAGACAUUUGGAUUCAGGUGGAUUUGGCAGAGGAUACGAUCAUAUCAGGAAUAGUGACCCAAGGCGUUGCCGUGAACCCGGAACGUCGUGUUGAUGAGUUCAAGAUCGAGUAUGAAGCUUCAGACGCUGCAGCGGAAAUCCUUGGUGGUGAUAUGAUCUUCAAAGCCGGGGCCAGACUAGACACCAAGAUGACCAACAGUUUCCCGCAGCCCAUCAAAGCCAAUCGGGUGAAGAUCUUGAUCUCCACCCCCUGCGAUCCCUACUACGUCGGCCUGCGCUUUGAGCUGCUGGGGUGCCCAGUUUGUGAGACGGCAAAUGAUUGCACAGAAUUUGCCAAUGGAAUUUGUGAAAAUGAGAAGUUCUGUACUUACGAAGGGCCGACCACCCCAGCAGAGACCACAACUGCCAGGCUGAGCACAGCUGGCCAGGCCACCACCAGUGGUGGGGCCACGACUAAGGCCCCGACCCCCCAGGCCAGCACUGUAGUGCCUGUUUUGACCUCUACCCUGGAGGCCACUGUGACGCAGACACAAUCACCAAUAGAGGAGAAGAUCAAUGAAGUGACACAGAAUUUGCCACCUAAAGUGAAGAAGGUGGUGGAGGACCUGCUGCUGGUGAGGGACGACCUGGACGGCGUCUCUGCAACCGACCCAACAACCUACCCGACGGUGAACAUCACACAGAACACCAUCAAGGCCGGACUGGAGGUCAUCCGCAACAUCACGGUGAAGGCCAACACCACACAGGACAACAAGCUGCAGGUUGACAUCAUCAAGGGAGCCUGGAACUUUCUCGCGGCCGUAUCCACAUCUGACAAAUUCGUGGGGAACGCCCAGCUUUUGGACGAGUUCAUGAGUGUGUCUAGUCUCAUCCUUGAUGAGGAUCGCAAGGAAGCCUGGAGAGAAGUCCAAAAGGAGAGUGUGGCUGGGCCACUAGGCAUUGUUACUUCAGUGGAGGAUGUGGCAACAAAGAUUGCUUCAGGUUCAACAUUUAACAUUAACCUCACCAUCAGUGAACCCAACAUUGAGGGUUUGAUCCGUGGGAAGGCAAAGGAGGAGUUUGUGAGGGAUGGUUACAUGUACACCUUCCCGAAGGGGGAUCCUAAUGAAGUGUCAACUGAGGUUACCAUCCUCAAAGAUGAGUUUGAAGAUAACAUCCGUGUGACCAAUUCGCCUGUUAACAGCUCCUUGGUGGUUGUGGUUCUCAAGUUCUCCGGCAUCGAGAAAAUCCUUGAUGAGGAUGACCUGCAGGACAAGACGCCCGAGGUUCAGGAGAAAAAAAGAGUCGGUAGUGACAUUCUGNGAAAAGGACACGAUCUCAUUGCCUGUGACCUUCAAAUUGAGCCAUGA